Molecule: messenger RNA, 2548 nt
Organism: Penaeus vannamei (Pacific white shrimp)
Lineage: Eukaryota; Metazoa; Arthropoda; Malacostraca; Decapoda; Penaeidae
Gene: phtm
Product: cytochrome P450 enzyme phantom
Biological process (GO): xenobiotic metabolic process
Cellular component (GO): intracellular membrane-bounded organelle; cytoplasm
Molecular function (GO): oxidoreductase activity, acting on paired donors, with incorporation or reduction of molecular oxygen, reduced flavin or flavoprotein as one donor, and incorporation of one atom of oxygen; heme binding; iron ion binding
Source: RefSeq, a predicted model, not a curated record
UUCCACACAAGCAGUUUUAUGGAUCCGCUGCGUCAGCUUCAAGACGCAAGGCAAUCCUUUAGAACUAGAAUAGGGCGACGGCAGCCAAGGUGUAGCUAGACUGGCAGUUGAGACUGAUGCAAGAUGGCAACGCUCCUCGGCAUUCCCGAUGGCAUCUGUGCGUCUGCAAACCAGCGGUGAACUGGAGUAGCAUUAGUUGUGCAGAGCGGAGCGAGGCAGCCGAGCGCGCCUGGGGAGGGAAGGCCCUGCGGUCGGGAAGCAAGCGCAGAGGUCACAUUGACAGAGAGAUGUCCACGAGUCCUCGGCCAGACGGGGCUCCUGCCUCGCACGGUCAUCUUGUCAUGGCGCCUUCCCACUCCCUUUGGCCGGACACGGGGUUCGCUGGGACACUUGUUGCUGCCACCCUGCUGCUGGCGCUCCUGAGACUCCUGCAGUGGGCGCGCCUGUGGUGGCAGAUGCCCCCGGGGCCCUGGGGACUGCCUCUGGUGGGCUACUUGCCGUGGAUCGACCCCCGCGCCCCUCACCUGACGCUGACGGAGCUCGUGCACAAGUAUGGGCGCGUGUACAGCCUGAAGAUGGGCGGCGUGACCGUGGUAGUGAUCGCGGACCCCGAGCUCAUCCGGGACACGUUCAGCCAGAAGAUCACGACGGGCCGCGCGCCGCUCUACCUCACCCACGGCAUCAUGAAGGGAUACGGCUUGAUAUGUGCAGAAGGAGAUCUGUGGCGCGAUCAUCGAAAGUUCGUGUUGGGUUGAGACCAUGGCAUGAAGAACACGAGAGGCGCCAUGGAGCCUAGAAUUCAUGAAGUAGGAGUUCAGCUCACCAAGGAGUUAGCCGAGGAGAGCGAGGGAAUCGACAUCUCGGGGAAGCUGAUGCACCACGUCGGGAACACCAUGAACCAGUUGAUCUUCGGCCUAACCUACCAGGAGGACGACGGCACGUGGCGCUGGCUGAGGCACCUGCUGGAGGAGGGCACGAAGCUGGUGGGCGUCGCUGGGCCACUCAACUUCCUGCCUUGUCUGAGAUACCUCCCGCAGUACAAUCGCGUCUUCAGUUUCAUCACGGACAACCAGCGCAAGACCCACACCGAGUACCAGAAGAUCAUCUCGGCGCACGAGGAGGUCCUCCAGCAGGAGGCCUCCUCAAGCAGUCACGGCGCUGAGACUCCUGCCGACGAGACCUCCAGGGAUGACGAGGCCAAGGACACGCCCAGGCACAUCGUGGACGCCUACGUGAAGAAACGGAGACAGCUCGGGGAUGACGUCGGCUCCUUCACGUUCAAGCAGCUGCACCACGUGGCCGCCGACCUCUUCGGGGCGGGCUCGGAGACGACCAUCACGACCCUCAAGUGGCACCUCCUGAACAUGGCGCUUUUCCCGGACAUACAAACGAGAAUCCAACGCGAACUGGAUGGACAAGCCAAGGGACGUGACCACGUGACCCUGGGAGAGGGCGAGCACCUGCCGCUAACCCAGGCGGCCAUAAUGGAAUCGCAGCGACUCCGAAGUGUUGUUCCUUUGGGCAUUCCGCACGGCGUCUCGCAGGAAUUGCGCGUGGCUGGCUACAGGGUUCCCCGAGACACCAUGAUUCUACCGCUUCUCUGGUUCGUCCACCACAACCCCGACACUUGGCCCGAUCCGGAGCUGUAUCGACCCGAGAGGUUUCUCGACACGGAAGGCCGCGUGCUCAAACACCCGGCCUUCAUGCCCUUCCAGACGGGCCGUCGCAGGUGCAUCGGGGACGAGUUCGCUAUGAUGAUCCUGUUCAUUUUUACGACCCGGAUCCUGCUCAAGUUCAGAAUCAAGCUCGAGGACGAGUUGAAGGGCGACCCAUCCCAGGAACCAGUGUGCGGCAUCACACUCUCCCCGAGGCCCUUCAAGCUGGUGUUCGAGCCGCGGGAGUCGAAAUGAUGGCGAUGCUGCGGGCAUCGUGGCCAGGUCCACACUGCAUGGCUGUGACACUCCCUUGGAAUAUGUUACUGGAACAUGUUUCGAAUAAAGAUGUAUUUCACAAUUGUUUAGAUAUGUUAUCAGCUGCAUUUACUCAGACUUCUAACGUCGAUUGUUACUAUACCAUUAUGAACCUUUCAAAUAUGGACGCAAACGUACGUACACGACCAUCAUAGAGCACGGGCACAUGAUUUAUUUUUCUCUCGCCCAGAAUAUCAUGAUAUAGUUUCCUUGCAUUUCGUCCAUCCGAUGUGAACAUUAACGAAACUUGCUGACUUAACUUGCAAGUUGAAUGGCUCUUGAGUUUGUUUGAUCUUUAUUUAUUUAUCAUUUAUCGAACUCUCCUGAACUGUAUAUUUCAGAUUUAACAGGGUAUCUUAUUUCUUUGCAUUCUGAUGCCCCUAAUUAUGCACAGACUGUUGUGAUUACUUCUUCCGGGAAACAUAAAAUUGUUCAUAAUCCUGUAAUCAAACCUUAGUUUCAAUUCAUUAUCAGCAGCAUAUAAAACAUGUUAUUGAGCAGAAACACGAGUAUUAGACACCUCAUAAAUGUGCCACCAAAAAGCUGUAUCCAAUUACAAUAAAGCUUCAUUUUUCAUC